Suncus etruscus (white-toothed pygmy shrew) is the source of this 2294-nucleotide messenger RNA. It is a transcript of the gene KLHL8, whose product is annotated as kelch like family member 8. Bases 133 to 2004 code for a protein of 623 amino acids. The transcript has 9 exons. Lineage: Eukaryota; Metazoa; Chordata; Mammalia; Eulipotyphla; Soricidae. The record is from RefSeq and is a predicted model, not a curated record. Gene Ontology annotation, molecular function: protein binding.
AAACAAGACAAUGGACAUUUGACUGGGUUUUCAGCAAUAUCUGAGUUCACUGGACUGCUUUCUGCCUCUCCCCAUCCUCUACAUAAGAAUAUAUGGAAUGCUCGUGAAGGUUAUGUUAGAAGAGUAUUGCCGAUGGCUUCAGAAUCUGUGAGUGCAAAACAGGCAAGAAAUCACUGUAGCAAGGGGAAGAGGCAGCAUCCCCAGCAGGUAAAGAAUACACCGAACACACCUUCCUCAGUCAGUGACGGGGAUGGAGAUGACUCUUUUAUCUUUGAAGCACAAGAAGCUUGGAAAGAUUUUCAUGGUUCUCUGCUUCAGUUUUAUGAAAAUGGGGAGCUUUGUGAUGUCACACUAAAGGUUGGCUCAAAGCUAAUCUCUUGUCACAAACUGGUAUUAGCUUGUGUUAUUCCCUACUUCAGAGCCAUGUUUCUCUCGGAAAUGGCUGAAGCCAAGCAAACACUGAUUGAAAUUAGAGAUUUUGAUGGUGAUGCAAUAGAAGAUCUGGUUAAGUUUGUCUAUUCUUCACGACUCACUUUGACUGUGGACAAUGUCCAGCCACUCCUUUACGCAGCCUGUAUCUUACAAGUUGAGCUGGUGGCCAGAGCAUGUUGUGAAUACAUGAAGUUACACUUUCAUCCCUCCAACUGCCUGGCAGUUAGAGCUUUUGCAGAAAGUCAUAAUCGCAUAGACUUGAUGGACAUGGCUGACCAGUAUGCGUGUGAGCAUUUUACUGAAGUUGUGGAGUGUGAAGAUUUUGUGAGCAUUUCCCCCCAGCACCUGCACAAGCUUUUGUCCUCCAGUGAUCUAAACAUUGAGGAUGAGAAACAGGUCUACAGUGCAGCCAUCAAGUGGCUUCUUGCCAAUCCUCAGCAUCAUUCCAAAUGGUUGGAUGAAACUCUUGCACAGGUUCGUUUACCUUUGUUGCCAGUCGAUUAUCUGAUGGGUGUGGUUGCCAAAGAGCAAAUUGUCAAACAGAAUCUGAAAUGUAGAGAUUUAUUGGAUGAAGCAAGAAAUUACCAUCUUCACUUGAGUAGCAGAGCAGUGCCUGAUUUUGAAUAUUCCAUCCGGACAACCCCGAGGAAGCAUACUGCUGGUGUGCUGUUUUGCGUAGGUGGUCGAGGUGGAUCUGGUGACCCUUUUCGCAGUAUUGAGUGUUACUCUAUCCACAGAAACAGCUGGUUCUUCGGGCCAGAAAUGAAUAGUCGAAGGCGACAUGUGGGAGUCAUCUCUGUGGAAGGUAAAGUGUAUGCAGUGGGUGGACAUGAUGGAAACGAGCACUUAGGUAGCAUGGAGAUGUUUGAUCCUCUCACGAAUAAGUGGAUGAUGAAGGCAUCUAUGAAUACAAAAAGGCGCGGAAUUGCCUUAGCCUCCUUGGGAGGCCCAAUUUAUGCCAUUGGAGGGUUAGAUGACAACACUUGUUUCAGUGAUGUGGAGAGAUAUGACAUAGAGUCCGACCAGUGGAGCUCGGUCGCACCAAUGAAUGCUCCCCGGGGAGGAGUUGGCUCUGCGGCUCUCAUGAGCCAUGUUUAUGCAGUUGGUGGCAAUGAUGGAGUGGCUUCUCUAUCUAGUGUGGAGAGAUAUGAUCCACACCUAGAUAAGUGGAUAGAAGUGAAAGAAAUGGGUCAGCGAAGAGCAGGCAAUGGAGUUAGUGAGCUCCAUGGUUGCCUAUAUGUUGUUGGUGGGUUUGACGAUAACUCUCCGCUGAGUUCAGUGGAACGCUAUGACCCUCGGAGCAACAAGUGGGAUCAUGUAGCAGCACUUACCACUCCUCGGGGAGGAGUGGGAAUUGCAACAGUGAUGGGCAAAAUCUUUGCAGUUGGCGGCCAUAAUGGCAAUUCCUAUCUGAAUACGGUGGAAGCAUUUGAUCCAGUGCUGAACAGAUGGGAACUUGUUGGAUCUGUGUCUCACUGCAGAGCUGGCGCAGGAGUGGCUGUGUGCGCCUGCUUGACCAGCCAGAUUCGCGAUGUAGGCCAUGGAGCAAGCACUGUGGUUGACUGUAUGUGAUCUGAGCUGCCACUGCCAACAGAUCAUCUGAUGGGCAAGAGACACAACCAGGAUUUUGUAUGACAACCUUUAGAUCAUUUGAACUACUGCUAGAGCCUUACUUGAAUCUGAGAUGUUAUAUUGUGAUUGUGUGCAACCUCUGGAAUGGUAACUAAAAAAUUACUAGGAUAAAGUUAAAUUUGAUACUUUCUAUUUAGCAAGUAUUGGAGUAGGGAAGGAAGAUAGUGUAAUCUGUAACUAUACCUCUGAAAAAUGUUAAAAUUAGCCCCCAAGCCUUGAAAUCUCUUUAA